AUGGCAACUCAAAGACGUGCAGCGGCUCGAUCAGCCGGUGCUGGUGCAGGGGCAGGAGGUAGACCCGCCGGAGCCGGUAACAAUAUCCUUCAAUUCUACACAGACGACAGUCCUGGGUUGCAAGUUGGGCCGACCACAGUUCUGGUGGCAUCUCUGAGCUUUGUGGGAGUCGUCGUGCUUCUACACAUUUGGGGAAAAUUCCGCCUAUAA
Messenger RNA from Seminavis robusta, 210 nucleotides. The record is from the annotation of a GenBank genome assembly. Lineage: Eukaryota; Bacillariophyta; Bacillariophyceae; Naviculales; Naviculaceae.